Molecule: messenger RNA, 1877 nt
Organism: Chaetura pelagica (chimney swift)
Lineage: Eukaryota; Metazoa; Chordata; Aves; Apodiformes; Apodidae
Product: septin-2
Exons: 12
Coding region: 28-1077 (349 amino acids)
Biological process (GO): cytoskeleton-dependent cytokinesis; regulation of exocytosis; cell division
Cellular component (GO): cell division site; synaptic vesicle; septin complex
Molecular function (GO): molecular adaptor activity; GTP binding; GTPase activity
Source: RefSeq, a predicted model, not a curated record
AGUGUUUGAAACUUGGAGUGACAAAACAUGUCUCAGUCAGGUGAAAAAGUGAAGUUUUCCGACUCUGCCGGCUAUGUGGGAUUUGCUAAUCUGCCCAACCAGGUUCACAGGAAAUCUGUGAAGAAGGGCUUUGAAUUCACCCUGAUGGUAGUUGGUGAGUCUGGCUUGGGAAAAUCCACUUUGAUUAACAGCCUGUUUCUGACUGAUCUUUAUCCAGAACGUUAUAUUCCUGGAGCUGCAGAGAAAAUAGAGAGAACAGUUCAAAUUGAAGCUUCUACAGUGGAGAUAGAGGAGCGAGGGGUGAAACUGCGUUUAACGGUAGUUGACACGCCGGGAUAUGGAGAUGCCAUUAACAGCCAGGACUGCUUCAAAACAAUUAUCCAGUACAUUGACAACCAGUUUGAAAGGUACCUGCAUGAUGAGAGCGGCCUGAACAGGCGCCACAUUAUAGACAACAGAGUCCAUUGCUGUUUUUACUUCAUCUCUCCCUUUGGGCAUGGGCUGAAGCCAUUAGAUGUAGAAUUCAUGAAGGCUCUUCAUGGAAAAGUCAACAUUGUCCCUGUGAUUGCCAAGGCUGACACACUGACGCUGAAGGAGAGAGAGAGGCUGAAGAGAAGAGUUCUAGAUGAGAUUUCUGAACAUGGCAUUAGGAUUUAUCAGCUCCCUGAUGCAGAUUCUGAUGAAGAUGAGGAGUUUAAAGAACAAACCAGAGUUUUAAAGGCUAGCAUUCCCUUUGCUGUUAUUGGAUCCAAUCAACUUAUUGAGGUGAAAGGGAAAAAAAUCAGAGGCCGCCUGUAUCCCUGGGGAGUUGUUGAAGUUGAAAAUCCAGAGCACAAUGAUUUCCUUAAACUGCGCACGAUGCUGGUAACACACAUGCAGGACCUGCAGGAGGUGACCCAGGAUUUGCACUAUGAGAACUUCCGUUCAGAGAGGCUAAAACGAACUGGCAAGCCUGUUGAAGAAGAAGUGGUAGACAAGGAUAGAAUCCUUCAGCAGAAAGAGGCUGAGCUGCGCCGCAUGCAGGAGAUGAUUGCACAGAUGCAAGCCCAAAUGAGGAUGAAGCCUGGUGAUGAUUAAGAUGCCUCACAUCUGGGUGCAUCAGCAGUGUACAGUUCUCUAAGUGGAUGGGUGCUCUGUUUUCUUUGACCGAAGGGUAACGUUCAAAGGCAAAGGCUGGAUGCCACAGACCGAGACCUGCGUUAAAACACAUGCACAGUCUGAAGAUCGUGUCGUGAACUGACUUGUUAUAUCUAUUCAAUGUUAAUCAAGUUAUAUUGUAUCUUUUUUAUUCUUUUGGUGACACUGUCUUCAUACUUAUAUCUGGUUUUAUUAUCCUUCCUAUACCUUUUUAUACCGGAACUGGUACAGUUUGGCCUAGUUGUUGUGAUGGGUUUAAGGAGUUCAUUGUGGUCUGGUUGUUCUGAACAGUUUCGUGAUUAAUACUAAAAGAAUUUGUGGCCUGUUUACAGUAAACUUGUGUUUGCACAGUAUCGAAACUUUCACUUGCCAUUUUAAGUCAUUGUGCAUUGUAUCAGUUUUUCAUAACUUUCUCUGUGCUUUGGUUACUUUUGAAGCUUCAUCUCUGGUGAUUUAUGUUUGUGUGAUGGAGGGGAAAAUAUACGUGGCACCAAUGAUUCACCAGUGAUGUAAAGAAGCUGACUUUUCUAAAUCAUCGUGCCUUAACACACUGUAAACACUGCAUGCCAGCAACUUCUGUGGAUGACUCUGAAGAUUUGUCUUCAGGCCUCAAAUAUUGAUUGCAAGAAUUUCUGUCACAGGCAUUUUUAUCUGUCAGCUGAAUGAUGGCAUGUACUGAAUUUUUUAUAUACCAUAACACUAAUUUUCAUGGAAGUUUUGUAAUAAAUUGUACAAAUGUG